Molecule: messenger RNA, 2031 nt
Organism: Rhizopus microsporus ATCC 52813
Lineage: Eukaryota; Fungi; Mucoromycota; Mucoromycetes; Mucorales; Rhizopodaceae
Exons: 1
Coding region: 32-1924 (630 amino acids)
Source: RefSeq, a predicted model, not a curated record
UUUUUUCUUUAUUUAUAAAAAUAAACAAACCAUGUCUGAAUACGCGUCAAACGAAGUCAUCAAGACAGCCAUUGAUACCGUUGUUGGUUCAAGAGCUGUCGAUGUCUAUGCUUACUUUGAAAGUCAAAAGACCACAGUUGUCGAAGAAAAGAAGGAGUGUGUCAAGAAGGAAGAAAGCCAGGUGUCUCCUGCCAAGGCUGAUCUAAAGGAAGCCAUAGAAUACGCAGUCCAAGCUGUUGUUGGCGCUCGUGUUAUCGAUAUCUACAGCUGUAUUCAAAAGCCUGUUAAUAAAACAAUCGCUGAAGGUGCCAAGGAGAUCAAGGAAAAUAUGGUCGAGAAGGUAUCUAAAGCUAAGGAGAAUGUUGCUCAAACUAUAUCUGAGGUAAAGGAAGAGGCAAAGGAAAAGGUGGAUGAUGCCCAACAAAAGGCUGAAAAAGUCAAGGAACAAGCCGUUGAAGCCAAGGAUGACGCUGUGAAAGAAGUCACUGAGAUCAAACAUGACGUCGCUGAAAAGACAACUGAGAUUAAGCAAGAUAUUGUUGAACAAGUCAACGACCUCAAGGAACGAGCUGAAGUAGAAGAAACAGCUGAAGCUAAGGAAGACGUAGUUGAAGAAAUCAAAGAAACCGUGCCUGAGGUCUGUCCUGCUGCUGUCGAUCAAGUCAAGGAAGAGGCUGUAGAUGCAAAGGAAGAUGUCAUUGAAGAGAUCAAGGAGACCGUUCCUCCAGUUGAACCCGUCCAAGAAGAAUCCAAGGAUCGCGGAGUGACUGAGGCCAAGGAAGAAGUCGUUGAAGAAGUCGUUGAAGAAAUCAAGGAAACUGUUCCUGAAGUUACUCCUGUCAAGACUGCUGAGGAACAAAAGGAAGAGACUGCUGAAGCUCACCAUGAAUUGAUUGAAGAAAUCAAGGAAAGUGUAUCCGAAGUACCUCCUGCUGCAGUCGAUGAAACUAGAGAUGAAGCAAUUGAUGCUAAGCAUGAAGUUGUUGAAGAAAUUCAUCAAGUUGUGCCUGAAGCCGCUCCCGUGGUUGAAAAUGAACAAAAACAAGUCGACUUGAAGCACGCUGUUGACCAUGCUGUUCGUUCUGUUGUCAAUGCUAACUCUGUCAAUGUAUAUGAAUACUUGGAAAAAUCAACAUCAACAACAACAACCACUACUGAAGAAAAGACUACUGUUACUUCAACUGCUCAAGAAAUCAAGGAACAUGCUCAAAACUUGGCUACCGCCGUUCAAUCCGCUAUUAAAGAUAAAGAUACCACUGGAGUGAAAGAAGAGGCUUCCAAGUUGACCGAAUCUGUCAAGGUUGCUGCUACUGCGGCUGGUGCUGCUGUUAGUACCGGUGCUGCCUCUCUUGUGUCAUCCAGCACAGCUGAAGAUGUCAAGUCCAAGGCAACUGAUAUUGCUGCUGCAACUCAAGCCGAGGUGAAACAAUCUGUGGAGGAAAGCAAAGAUCGUGUGGCUGAUGAUGUGAAACAAGUGAAGUCAGUCAAGGAAGAUGUUCAAUCCGUUUCAAGCAAUGCAAAGGAAACAGUUGCUACAAAGGUAGAUGACGUCAAGGCUAAUGUGAGUGAACAGACAGCUGUGAAGAGCGAGCAAGCAAAGAGUACAGUCGAGCAAGUAACCGAAACUGUCAAGACGACGGUGACCAGUACUGUAAGUGCAGCCCAACAAGCAGCAUCCCAAGUACAAGAACAAGUUCAACACUAUGCUGAAGAAGUCAAGGCUAUGCCAGCUACACAAAAGGUGCUAAAUACUGUAUCAAAGCCUGAACCUGCUUUAGCUUCUUCUCAUCAAGACCCUGUUGCUCCUGUUCCUACUGCUCCAGAGAUCACACCUUCCACAGCACCUGCACCUACUGCUACAUCCUCUUCUGAAAGCAAAUCAGCCAAAUCAGAAAAGAAGGGCACCAGCUGUACUAUUAUGUAAAGAAUGAUAUUAUUUUAUUAAAUAUUGAUUUAUAUUUAUGUAUUUUUGUAUCUUUGAGAUAAAUUAACUGUCUUUGACUUUAUUCAUUCAAGUCUUUAACGACUCAU